Molecule: messenger RNA, 1095 nt
Organism: Syngnathus acus (greater pipefish)
Lineage: Eukaryota; Metazoa; Chordata; Actinopteri; Syngnathiformes; Syngnathidae
Product: induced myeloid leukemia cell differentiation protein Mcl-1 homolog
Exons: 3
Coding region: 385-1068 (227 amino acids)
Biological process (GO): release of cytochrome c from mitochondria; mitochondrial fusion; intrinsic apoptotic signaling pathway in response to DNA damage
Cellular component (GO): mitochondrial outer membrane
Molecular function (GO): channel activity; protein heterodimerization activity; protein homodimerization activity
Source: RefSeq, a predicted model, not a curated record
AGUGUGCUUGUGUGUGGUUUGUUUUUUAUUAUUAUUAUUUUUAUUUAUUUUACCUGCAUAUAAAUUUGUUUGACUUAAUCCCUGAUGAGUACCAACCGCAGGUCUGCUUUGUUGAUUUAAGGAAAUUGGAUGGGUGGAAAAAAAAACUGUUAAAUCCCUUCGGAAUUUUUUGUAUUAUUCUGUUUUGCAUAUGUGACCAAAUAUGACAAAUUGGCUUCUUUGAAUAACUGAAAACUCUUUCAUGUCCUUUGAUGUGACUCGCGCAUGCGCAGAACUUGCCUUAAAUAGAGGCGAAGACGCGAGGAGGGACCACUCACAUCCAGCCGUUACCUAGCGACAAGCGACAAGGAUUUGCCGGCGAGUAGACACUCCAACGUUGGACUCAUGGACGCUGUAAUCCCUCCAAAUUCAGUCAUGGAAGGACGACCUUUGCAGCUGGACGUGGCCGCAUACGAUAACGCCGAAAUACCGGAGCAUCAUUCUGAAAACGGCGACAUGGAAGAAGGCUCCCCGCCGGUGCCGGUCUUUCAACUCCCCGGUAUCCCAGACGUCCUAGACACCGACACAAGGCGGCUCAUCGGCCGGUUCCUCAGUGACUUUACUGGGCUGUCCACACCUGCUUGGAACCAAAGCAAAGUCCAGUGUACGAUGAAAAAGGUCGUGACGGGAGUGGUGGACAAGUACAGGAUUCAAUACAAUGUCAUCAUCAACAUGCUGUCAUUGGAUCAAAGAGGGCGCGACAUGUCCUUCAUCGGCGAGGUGGCCAGGAAUCAAUUCGCUGACGGGAUAACCAACUGGGGUCGCAUCGCCAGCCUGUUGGCUUUCUGCACUCUGGUAUCUGAAGCCCUCAAGGCGAGGCAGCAGGAGUGCUGCGUGGAUCUGGUGGCCCAGGAGGUCUCAAACUUUCUGCUGUCACACCAGCGCACCUGGCUUGUGCAGCACAACGCAUGGGAUGGAUUUGUAGAAUUCUUCAAGGAAGAAGACCUAGAAUCGACGAUGAAGAAAUGCAUCUUAGCCUUUGUUGCUGUGGCCGGCGUCACUGCAGGAAUAAUCCAUCUGCUGCGAUGAACAUCGUGGACACAUUGUGUUUUAUUG